Messenger RNA from Cutaneotrichosporon oleaginosum, 2216 nucleotides. RefSeq lists its product as uncharacterized. The record is from RefSeq and is a predicted model, not a curated record. Gene Ontology annotation, cellular component: nucleus; cytosol. Gene Ontology annotation, molecular function: magnesium ion binding; pyruvate decarboxylase activity; thiamine pyrophosphate binding. NCBI's taxonomy places the organism in Eukaryota, Fungi, Basidiomycota, Tremellomycetes, Trichosporonales, Trichosporonaceae.
CACAAUCUCGUCAUGCCCAUUAUAGCUUAGCACCAAGCAUCACCGCACUCCGACCACGUCCUCGAUCCACAAUCUCUGCGCAAUCCACGCCCUACCUCCGCCCGGGAUGCGCAUCCCGUCGUCGGUUUCGAUGGCGUCGGGGCCAGUUGACGUCACCGCCCCAAUCUCGCUGGUCCAUGGCCGAUGCCAUUCUCGCACACUUGCAGGCGCAGCCGACUUCCCACGCCCCCACCCCUCUAGAUCACUGGCUGUGUCAUGUUCAUCGCCAAUGACGACCACGAGACGUGACGCGCCCAGCUCAAGACUCUUAAGGCGCGAGUGUUGACAUUUAUUUGACUUCGCCCUAUCGCCCCCCCACUCACCCCAAAACUCACCAUGCCCGACAAGAUCCACCUUGCGCAGUACAUCGUCGAGCGUCUCAAGCAGGCUGGCGUUCAGUCGGUCUUCGGCGUCCCCGGUGACUACAAUCUCGAGCUACUGGACUACUUCGAAUCGGACCCGGUCCUCACCUGGGUCGGCAACGCCAACGAGCUGAACGCCGCUUACGCAGCGGACGGGUACGCUCGCACGCGCCCGGGUCUGGCAGUGCUGGUGACGACGUUUGGCGUCGGCGAGCUCUCCGCCCUCAACGGUAUCGCCGGCUGCCUGGCUGAGCGCAUCCCAGUUCUCCACAUCGUCGGCGCACCCAGCACCGCGAUGCAGAAGAAUCAGGCGCUCCUUCACCACACCCUCAAUACUCCUGGCUCGUUCGACACGUUCAGCAAGAUGAGCGCGCCGCUGUCAUGUGCCCAGGCGCUGCUCAGCCAGGUCGCGCCCGAGGCCGACACGAGCUACAGCGACGCGUUCGACGAGGCCCUUAGAGCCUGCCUCACCCAGUGUCGUCCUGCCUACGUCGAGCUGCCCAUGGACGUGGUGCGAAGCAAGGUGUCCGCAAAGGGGCUUGAGAACCCGCUCCCCCAGCCCUCCACUGCGCCCCCCUUCGAGGAUAUCCUCCUCCCCGCCAAGCCCGGAAGUGCGGCCCCCACCAACCAGCUCUUCCAGAGCACCGACGACCACUUUGACGCGCCCUCCGAGGUCGUCACCGAGCACGUCGUUAAGCUCAUCACUCAGAUGUACGAGAAGGCGAAGCGCCCCGCAGUGCUGGUGGACGCAUGUGCCGCACGCUUUGGCGUCGGUAGCCUCGUGCGCGAUCUUGUUGAGAAGUGCGGCAUCCGCUUCUUCACUACGCCCAUGGGCAAGGGCAUCCUCGACGAGCGCCACCCCCUCUUUGGUGGAUGCUAUGCGGGCUCCAACUCGCUCGACCCCGUCAAGGAGGAACUCGAGGCGAGCGACUUUGUGCUGUAUGUCGGCGCGCUCAAGUCCGACUUCAACUCUGGCUCGUUCACCGUCGGCAUUCCGACCGAGCACGCCGUGCGCCUGCACAGCUUCACCACGAACGUGGGCUACGCCGCGUAUCCGACCACGGACAUCCGCCAUGUCCUGCCCCUACUCCUGCCCGCGUUCCAGAAGAUCAAGAGCCCGGCCGCGAAGCGCGACGACCUCGCGGAGAAGGUCAAGGUCGGCCGCGUGAUGGCGCCCAAGGACAAGCCUGACGAGGCGGGCGGCGAGAUCGUGCACGCGUGGCUGUGGCAGCGCAUGGCCGGCUGGUUCAAGAACAACGACGUCAUCAUCACCGAGACGGGCACGAGCUCGUUCGGCCUCCUCCCCGUGCCCCUGCCCAGCAAGUGCACGUACGUCACCCAAGUGCUUUGGGGCAGCAUCGGGUGGAGUGUCGGUGCGGCGCUGGGUUGCGCGCUCGCUGCGGCCGAGCUCGGCGGACGCCGCACAGUACUGUUUGUCGGCGACGGCUCGUUCCAGCUCACCGCGCAGGAGCUCGGCACCAUCGUGCGCCGCGGCGUGCCCGCGUACAUCUUCAUCCUGAACAACGACGGCUACGAGAUCGAGCGCCGCAUCCACGGCAAGUACGCUAGAUACAACGACAUCCAGACGUACGACCUGCAGCAGGCGCUGCCGUUCCUCGGCGGACAGAAGCCCAACAUUGCAUACGAGAGCUUCAAGGUCACCACGCAGGGCGAGCUGGAUGGUCUGCUGAAGGACCCCGCGUUCGGCAAGGCCGACAAGGUCCGUCUCAUUGAGCUUGUCAUGCCGCGCGACGACGCGCCCGCGGGCCUGAUCAAGCAGGCUGAGCUCACGGCCAAGGCCAAUGCGGAGUAGUG